Messenger RNA from Osmia bicornis bicornis, 3188 nucleotides. Its product is annotated as oocyte zinc finger protein XlCOF6.1-like. The coding region runs from base 1735 to 3030 and encodes 431 amino acids. The record is from RefSeq and is a predicted model, not a curated record. The transcript is spliced from 6 exons. Gene Ontology annotation, molecular function: DNA-binding transcription factor activity, RNA polymerase II-specific; RNA polymerase II cis-regulatory region sequence-specific DNA binding. Gene Ontology annotation, cellular component: nucleus. Lineage: Eukaryota; Metazoa; Arthropoda; Insecta; Hymenoptera; Megachilidae. Gene Ontology annotation, biological process: regulation of transcription by RNA polymerase II.
CCGUGAUGGUGGUUCAUCGACGUUUCGAGGUCAGCAGACGGACAUGGACGACGGACGAGGCAGGACAAGUACACCGAUAACGACAAACUGGCCCGAGAAAAACCGCGGCCGAGCGAUAAAUCAGGCCUAUUGCAUUCCUAAGAUAGCGCGCUGCCUGAAAGUCAUUACGCUGGCAAAAGUAAUUCCCAACUAAACGCGUCAAGUUGAUCAUGUACGAAUCGAUGAAACUAUAACGGGAGGCAAAUAACAGUACACGAUUUUUGUAUUCUAAUUACGGACAGAUUUUUAAUAUUCGCCAGAAGAAACAGACACGGUACGGCUAAGGAAGUUACAUUGUAGCUAAUUACACGAAAACUGUUUUGAACAGGGAACAAAUCAAAAGCUGGGAAUCUUGAUUUCCCUAAUUAACAAUCCCCGGUAGUCUCAAUUAUCCGAUCCCUUUUUAAUAUUGCAUGAGUGCAUAUGCAAGGAAAACGGGACAUUUGCAUACAGCUCGAAAUUUCAGACUCUUUCUCACGCCUAUGUAGAUAUAUUUUUUUAUUCUGUACGUUCGGAAAGAGCGAAGUUAGAUUCGGGAUACAUUGCGUCUGACCGGUGCUAAGGAGUUUCUACUGAAUUUGUCCUCGUCUAGAUUCACCGCGGUUAAGACGUUCACUGGCUCAGUGAAAAUGAACAUUCGUUACGAGGCUAAUUAUUAAGCAUAAGGAUAUUUAAUCUUGAUUAAUUUUAGUACUCACAACAACGGUGAUUUCAAUGCGUAACAUGGAUUCUUCGUGUUCUGAAACAAAAAUACAAAUGAUGGUUCAUAAAAUAUUCUUGAACGUUGUAUGAUAAUUUUCCAGAUAAUAAAAUUUACGCAAAUCUCUGACUCAUAAAGAUCACGAUAAGGAAUAAUUAGGAACAGAAUGAAUAUGUGAAUUAAAAUUCGGUGAACUCCCCGGGUGCUUAACUAUCUUAACUAUGAAGUCAUCUUAUCACGUAGUCGACAGGCGUAUUUGUAUAAGAUUAUAAACUGAUAAUUCUUGGUAAAGUAUUGCAUAGUCACAUCGAAUCAAUGAUAUGUGAUUAUUUUUAAUAACUUCCUUUGAUAAUUUAUUGCAACUCAAUAUUCUUCCAAAGCUUAAUUUUUUCCAGAAAGCACUUGUAAACAAAAGAUUGCACAAUUAUUUAUAUUGCGAGUCUCAUGGCGCGUGAACUCGAUGCAUUUUUAAUUGCAAUAUGUGUGCGUGUUUGUAUACACAAUGGAAGGUUGUGCAUUUUUCGUAUCUCUCUGAUUGGUACACCGAAACCGUGGCUACGUCACUGCACGCUAAUUACUUAUAUCAGCAUUAUAAUUUUUAUUUGUUUGCUUCUUUAAGGGGCAAUAAAAUAUCUGCGCCGCCCCCGCUAACAAGUAACGUAAUUAGGGGAUACAAAUGCUUUACACGCGAUUCACCGGCGCUGAUGAUUGUGUAAUUAAGCCCAGCGUCACGAUUACAUUAAUAAACAUCGUGGAUGGUCCAUCGAACCGAGGUGAACCAACUGUACGUUCCUCGUUGAAACUUAUUAAUUUUAUAGCGUGCAUUAUUCUACAUGGUAAUUUUCUUUUUAAAUUACAAUUCGUUUUGAGCUACCUUCAGAUCAAAGUUAAAUUCAUUCUAUCCGCUCGCGAUUUCAUCGUUCCAAUGUUUCUCUUCGAUUCGGCUUGGACAUUUCUAUUGAGAAUUUUCAUUUUUCGCGACCGAACGAAGGAAGAUGUCGGGAGAGUACGAGAUCUAUUCAAAGUACGUGGAGAACGGAAACGAUGGUACGGGAAAUCGAGGGAGCGGCGAAGUGAAGAUAAUAGGGACGCAGAAGCGUUGCGAGCGGUGCAAAGAAGUGAAAAUCAAGACUGAGAUUCUCGACGAGAUCGAGAAUUUCUCGGCUAACGACGAGCUCCAAGUAGAGGAUCGCUUUCGAGACGAUUCGAAGCCGGACGAACGUUGCUCGCGUGGAAAAUCAGUCUCGAGAAGGAGAUGCUUUCUUUACAAGAAGGAAGACACCACGUCGGACGAAUACGUGGAUUUCGAGGAGUACAUCGAGGCGUUGACGAGCGGAAAACGAUUGCUCUGCAGCGUGUGCAGGAUUGAGUUCCUCGACGAGGCUGAUUUCAAGACCCAUAUGGUUCGACACAGUCAUGGGAAGCUUUUUCAAUGUGGCUUUUGUAGGAAACAAUUUUCACGAUCGUCAGCUUUGAAGGAUCAUCUAAGAUUGCACGAGACAUUCAAGACUUUCGUAUGCAACCACUGCAACCUUCGUUUUGAGAGGAAUCAGCUGAAAACGCACCAAGAGGAGGUGCACUCGAAGCGAAGGCCGUUCGAGUGUUCGGUGUGCAAGAAGAAGCUGCUUCAUCGGCAGUCGUUGCGCGAUCACAAGCUGAUGCACACGAACGUGAAACCGUUCGAGUGUUCCAUCUGCAAGAAGAGAUUUCUGCGGCCUAGUAGCCUAAGAGCACACAUGAUCGUCCAUACCGCGGAUUCACCCUUCGAGUGCGACCUUUGUCCGGCGAAAUUCAAGAGAUCCUCGGUGCUUAAGACCCACAAAUUGACUCACACUGGCAUCAGACGGUUCGAGUGCGACAUUUGCAAGCAUCGUUUCCACUUGAAGGGAGCUUUGAAACAUCACAUACUGUCACAUUAUGGUGUGAGGCCGUACAAGUGCGAGGAUUGCGGGAAAUGCUACAGAAGAUCGUGGGGCCUGAAGGUGCACAGGUAUCGGCACACAGGUGUGAAACGAUUCGAGUGCGACUUCUGCAAGUCGCGGUUCAGCGUGAAAACGAAGCUGGCCAAGCACAUUUACGGUCAUAUCGGCGAGAAACCGUACAAGUGUGAUUUCUGUGCACGUCAGUAUGGCGAGAGGUACCAAUUAAAGGCACACAAAUGCGUGGCGACGAUUCAAGAACCGCCUAGACCGAAAAUCGAGCGAUCUUUCUCCGAUUCCAUCACGCAAAUCGUCUUCUUUCGACCCAGAUCAAUGAACUAUCUGUUUCCUUCGAACAUCAAAAAUGGUUGAUCAAUUUUGUAUCAUUUUUAAGAGAGAAUUUCUUUAUGAGUCUAAAAUGCCCCAAAGAAUUGUGUAAAUAUUUUUCCCAUUAACGAAAUAAUUCAUUAAUUCAAAAUAACUGUAAAUUAAUCUUUACAAAAUAUAUCAUUCUACAGCACGUAACUCAA